UCGAUUCUGACAAUACAAGUUGCCAGUUGUUAUAUAUAGACUUCUUAUUAAAUGGGUACUGACAACCUGUAGGUUGUUGUUGAUAAUAUUCUAAAGUUAUAAAUACCAUUUUAAAAACGACUCGAUACGAUUUUAUGCUGGUACCCCGCUACCAUGGUGGAAUUCAAUUUUCUAUUAGGUACCCGAAUUGGUUUAUUGGUAAUGAUGAAUACUGAAUUGGUGACCGCUACUUGUUAGUUGUUACUCGCCAGUCCACGAGUCCACCUGUGCUGCUCGCGGCCCGCAGUGCCAUCAUUAAGUUCUAAUCAGCGAUUGUCAUUUGUCAUUGCGGCAUUUAAUAUUUUUAUAAUAUCAGUGGCCUGUGGCGAUAGUUGUCUUGUCUACUAAUUACAUGCAUUUUAUUAGGUGUAAAUAUGGGUGAUUCAGACAUUUUGACCCCUCUCAUAAACAGUCAAGAGUCUUUGAGCAGCCAGGAUCAAAUAACUAAGCCGGAGAAUACAAAUGCAUGGGGACGUCUUUAUCCAGAGAACGAAAGUUUAAAAAUUGAAGACCUAGUGAAGGAUAAUUAUAACGCUGGUCGUCAAACUAAUGAUGUGGAUUUUCAAUUUACAAAACAAUGCUUUAGUUUAAAAGUUAUGAAUCAUAUUAGCAAGAUUCAUUUCAUAAUAAAUCGCGAAAAGAUUGGGACAUUAGGUUAUGUAGUAUUUAUUACAGACACAAGUGCAAAUGGUACAUUUUUGAAUGGUGAAAAAAUUGGAAAAGGCAAUCGUUGGAUUUUAUCGAAUAAUGACAAAAUUGCUGUUGUUUCUAAAGCGAAUCAUGUGUAUACAUUUACUGAUAAACGUUCGGACUAUUUAAAUUGUCAUCCAAAAGUUGGGGAACAAUUUGCUGUGUAUGGCAUAUUGGGUAGAGGAACUUUUGGUGAAGUCCGAUUGGCUUUUGAAAAAAAGACUUCAAAAUGCUUUGCAUUGAAAAAAGUGAACAGGGAGAGUUGUAUUGUGCUAAGAGAACCUGAUAUUUUAUCGAGCUUAUCUCAUCCAAAUAUUGUUAAUAUGGAGAAUUUCAUUGAUACUACUGAUGCAAUUUAUAUCACAUUGGAAUACAUGCCUGGAGGAACUUUAAAGCAACUAAUUGAAAAUACAAAACGUUUAAAAGAAUCUGAAUCCAAAAUAAUUUUGUAUCAAGUUGCUCGAGCUGUUCAAUAUUUACACAAUAGGUCAAUUGCUCAUAGAGAUCUAAAACCAGGAAACAUUUUACUUUCCAUUAAAUCUCCUAUAAGUGUUGUAAAAUUGGCUGAUUUUGGUUUAUCUAAGAAGAUAACUGAAAACACACAUUUAAAAACAUUUUGUGGUUCUUUAGCAUAUCUUGCGCCGGAAGUAUUUUCAAAUAGAAAAAAUGUUACUCAAUCAUACAUUAAAUAUACUAAUAAAGUAGAUUCAUGGAGUUUUGGUGUUAUUUUAUAUGAAUGUUUAAGUGGUUAUAAACCUUUUGCUGGUGAUUUUAUUGAAGAAAAGAUUUGUAAAGGAGUAUACAAUAUCACUAAGCUCAAAUUGUUUAACACUUCAAAUGGCGCACAAGAUGUGAUCAAGCAGUUAUUAACAAUUGAUUAUGAUAUGAGGUUUGAUUUCGAUAAAAUAUUGAAACACAUUUGGUUUGAUAAAGAUAUACUAAUGAAGGAAAAAGUUGGCAAACUUAUUGCUGAAUUUUCAAAUAGCUUAAAGCCAAGUAACAAAUUUUUGUCUAAUAAAGAAAAUGUUACAAAAAAAAUAAAGUUUUGUUCUUGUCUUACACAAGACACUUGUUCCGAAUCUGAACGUACCUGAAUAGAUUUAAAUAUGUAUUUAUAAAUUAUAAAAGAACUAUUUUUUUUUUCGUUUAUUAUAAUGAAUUAUUAUAUAUUAUUAUAUUAUACCAUUACUUAAUUAUGCUA
This is a messenger RNA of Myzus persicae (green peach aphid), 1930 nucleotides long. Its product is annotated as serine/threonine-protein kinase Chk2-like. Gene Ontology annotation, cellular component: cytoplasm; nucleus. The record is from RefSeq and is a predicted model, not a curated record. Gene Ontology annotation, molecular function: protein serine/threonine kinase activity; ATP binding; protein binding. Lineage: Eukaryota; Metazoa; Arthropoda; Insecta; Hemiptera; Aphididae. Bases 414 to 1823 code for a protein of 469 amino acids. The transcript has 8 exons. Gene Ontology annotation, biological process: mitotic DNA damage checkpoint signaling; protein phosphorylation.